UCUUAAGUGAGUAUUAUUUGCGAUUGGGUGUAUAUUUGCGGGAACUUUUUUAAGGAAAAUCAUAAAAUCUUUGCAAAAUUGUGAGAAAUGACAAAAUUGUAAUAAAACUUAUCUCCUCACAUAGAUUUUAAAUUUGUACGUGAAAAGGAAAAAAGUAAAUGAAAUGUCAGGGAAUGCUAAAUCGGGUAAAGUGGUAUCCUGUGUAAUGCGUAGAAAAUGCAAAUUGUGAGUGAUUACGAAAAUGGCCAAGCUGUAACUAAAUAGUUUACUAACAUUUGUGCCUGAACUUUUUUUUUGAACUUGCUCUCGUCAACAAAUUAAAAGUGCAUCGGUAUACAUAUCAGUGAAACUCCCUCCAUACAUUAAGAUUUUAUUACCAACUAUAAGUUUCACAGAUUUAGCUUUGGAAAGAAUCAUCGAUUUCAGAACAGAUUAGUUUUGGGCCACACGACCGCAGACUGAAGUAAAAAAGGCGGAAAAAUUGUUUCUACUACCACGUUCAGAUACUGAUCUAAUCUGAUUUGGCUACAUUCCCAGAAAGUGGUUAAGCGGACUGAAGUUCAGGAAUGGGUCAGCUUAUGGUGAAACUAGCGGUACCGCUGCAGCAUUACAGCGACAGUGUAGUAAAUAUAUUAGCUGGACGCCGCAAACGUAAGCGCUCACUCGAUUCAAGUAGCUCCUCAGAUGAACUGAAGGACAAUGAAACGCAAUCGCCUAAAAAAAAAAAACUACUCACCACAACGCAAUACAUUUAUCAAGCUCUUUUUAAAGAGCAAAAAAAUUCAGACAUUGCUGUUAUGGCAUUAGGCAAGGUUUGGAAUCUGCACAAAGUUUAUCUCUGCCAGAGUCCGUAUUUUUACAGUAUGUUCAAUGGUUCUUGGAAGGAGUCGUGUCAGGAUUUUGUACAUAUAAAAAUUCUGGAUGAACGCAUCACACUGGAAGCGCUGGACGCCGUUUUUGGUUCCAUGUACUCCGAUGAGAUAGAAAUCGAUCCGAAGGCGGUAAUUUCGGUAUUGGCUACAGCGACGCUUUUCCAUUUAGAUGGUAUAAUUGAUAAAUGCGCUGAAGUUAUGAUUGAAAGCAUCAACGCUGAAACUGCCAUUAAUUACUAUGAAGCAGCCUGUCAAUAUGGCAGCGUGAAUGUGAAGAAAGCUGCCAUGGUUUGGUUGGAAACAAACUUGUUAUGUAUCUACCCAAAAGAAGAACGUCUACUGCGACAGAUCAGCGUCGAAUUAAUGACUGAAUUAAUCACUAGUCCAGAUUUAUAUGUAAUGCAAACUGAGUUUUCCUUAUAUACAUUGCUACGUACAUGGAUAUAUUUGCGUUUACAUCCACUUUACGAUCCUUCAAAUCCUUCUGCAACAACAUCCUCAACUACUAAUGAUGAUGACAGAGACAAGGUUACGAGUAGCAAUAGCAACGCCGGUGAUGGCGCAUCACUUGCAGAUCUCAUACAAGCGUAUUUUUCGAAUCGCAGCGAAAAGCGCUCAUUCCUGGCCACACUCGAAGGCCAACAAUUUGUGCCAGCAUUCCAAGCGCUACGAACACAGUACUUAACUAAUCAUCACACCGAUUUGAAAAUUGUACUUAAUGACAAUAUUAUUCCAAAGGACUGGCUGCACAGUCAUGUACUGACCCAUUGGAAUUCAAUUUUAAAGGUCGAUCACUUACCAGAGGAGGGGCCACAAAAUCUAGAUCCGGAUGUCUUCUAUAAGAAUUGUAUGCGUUGUGGGCGUAUUUUGCUGGAGCCCGGUUAUCAGAAAUGGCGAUGGACUGGUUUCAAUUUCGGUUUAGAUCUUGUGCUGGUCGCAGAUUCACGCCUGCUCAGCAUACGUCGCCACCACCGCAAUGAACAUGAACGUUUGCUAAGUCUACAAACGAAAAGGCAGUUUAUGAUACGCACUUCAGUGACGUCGAUCAAUUCACAGCGCCAACCUACCUUUACACAAAGGACCGAGGUAACUUCCCUCAGUCUGGAAAAGAAUCAGGAAGUGACACUGAUGCUUAUGGACACAAAACUGGUGCAUCCCUUGCUCAUAUCAGUCAAUCUCCUGGUAGUUAUGCCGACGUCUCAACAAUUCAAGCAGCAUGUGUUUAGCAAUGAAGAAAUUGUUAAUGCGACAGUUCCUAUAUCGGAAAUCGGUGCCAAUUGUAGUGCUGACGGCGAUGUCACGUCUCUGCAACGGCCAGUCACACCCACAAACGAUAUUACAUCGGGCGAACGAAUGAUGACGGCAGAUGAUUCAGCGGUAUGUGUGGUACCACCUUCUCCGCCAAAUGUGCCAUCUCUGCUGAUAUUCCCUCCAACGCAGCGUGCAGCCUCUACGACAUCAACGGUGUCGACGGCUUCAUCCGUCGGUUCAGCGGUGUCGGUGUCCUCUUCCGCUUCGGAUUUUGUGUAAUAAUAUUUGAAUUAAGAUGCGAACGCUAGUUGGGUUAUGGAAACGUUCCAUAUACAUACAUAUGUAUAUUUUGUGAUUAUUUUGCUAAUGAAAUCGUGUUCAUAUUUUGCUUUCGUUUAUAUAUUAGAAUAUAAAUUUUUCACUAUGAAUUUUGCCAUAUACACACAUACAUACAUUCAUACAUACAAAAAACGCACAUUACAAAUUUGUUCUACUUUGUAUGAUUAAAAGCUAUUGACCAAAUAAUUGGAGCUGUAGUCAGCUGUACCCACUUACAUACAUACAUAUAUCUCAAUUUUUUAUGCAAAGAAGAAAAUUUAUUUUAGUUUAUUUUCGAGAAAAUGCAAAUUCGAAAUGUUGAUUUUAAAUUUUUUGCCCGCAAAACAACUGCGUAUUCGAAAUUAUUGUAUUGUCGAAAAAGAAAAAAAA
This is a messenger RNA of Ceratitis capitata (Mediterranean fruit fly), 2831 nucleotides long. RefSeq names its product protein germ cell-less. NCBI's taxonomy places the organism in Eukaryota, Metazoa, Arthropoda, Insecta, Diptera, Tephritidae. Bases 567 to 2402 code for a protein of 611 amino acids. The transcript has 7 exons. The record is from RefSeq and is a predicted model, not a curated record. Gene Ontology annotation, biological process: germ cell development. Gene Ontology annotation, molecular function: protein binding.